Molecule: messenger RNA, 977 nt
Organism: Geodia barretti
Lineage: Eukaryota; Metazoa; Porifera; Demospongiae; Tetractinellida; Geodiidae
Source: the annotation of a GenBank genome assembly
UCUUCCUUUCAGUCGAGAACCACCGGGCAAAAGCGACGAUAUACUUCUUCUUUCUCUGGUGAAACUCCCGCGAUUAUUCUUCUGGGAGAUACGAGGAAAGCGCCGACAUGCCUGGUCCUUCUGGGCUUGGGAUGUAUACAGGCAAGAGAAGUAAAGUACAGAGACACAGAGAAGGCCGCAUAACUGGGGGAAAUGCAUUGAUGGAGGUUGACAGAGUGGAUAUGAGAGCAAGUGAUAACUAUGGUGCUGCUAGAGAUUGGAGAGAAGCAGAUAGGGAAAUGUCAUCUGGAAAUUUCUCAAGAAGUGGGAGUGCAGGCUUGAAUGAUUCCAGUGGUAGUGUGUCAAGGAAGACAUGUUCUGUAGCUGCAGUUAGACCAUUGAACACUGCCGUGGGGGCCAAAGGGAGAGGAGGGGAAGGAGGGAGAGGAGGAGGGAGAGGGAAAAGAAGGGCUAGUGUGACAGCGUGUCCUGAGCCCAGUUUGGAGAGAGGUGGUUCAACUGCAGGAGACAGUGGUGGCAGUGCUGAUGGUGUUUCUACAGUUCAGAGUAUUUCAGAGGUGGCUGAUGUGUGGACAAAUAGGCCUCUUGUCAGAGUCGAGGCUCGGUUUGUUAGAGUGACUAGUAAGCUGACACCGGCAGCUGGUCGCUGGACUGUGGCUGUUGUCUUGGAAGAUUCAGUGGUGCUCAACUGAAUGUCCAACUCAGCAAUGAGGUUUUGGAGAAACUGAUUGGCUUUACUGCACAGGAGUUUGUGGAGCAUAUUCAGCCGAACAAGAGAGAUCCAGUAAUCAGGGCCAGAGGCAGCGAGGGGUUCAAGCAUUGCCAGUCUCACUUGGCUACGCUGAACUGCGUCAUGGAGAUCAGGAAACCACCAAUGUUUGGUGACCACCCUACAGUCGAGAGACUAUUAGAUACAGAGUAGCCUUUUUACCAUAAUCUAUUAUUGUACGUAUACAGUCAAAGGGUGAAAAUGUGGA